UUUUCUCCCUCCCCUCGCCUUCUCCCUCUAAAUUACUCGCCAUGCUGGUCCUCGACCCCGCCUUGUUCGACUCGCCGGGCCCGGUUCGCUCUCCCUCCGGCUCUUGUGAUCCGCAGUCCACCGACAAGCAGCGCCGCCUCCGUCGCAAGAUCUCCAACCGCGAGUCCGCCCGCCGCUGCCGCGUGCGCAAGCGCCGCCACUUCGAGGAGCUCCAGACCGAAUCGGACCGGCUCAGGGCGCUGAACCGAGACCUUGAGAACCGGGCCGGGUUCAUGUCCCAUCGUUUCUUUUUAUUCCGCCGCGAGAACCACCGGCUCCGGGCGGAGUCCGCCGCCCUCGUCCGGAGGCUCUCCGAGCUUCGCCAGCUAAUCCUCCUCCGCCACGUGUCGAUGGCGGCGCCCGGUGGGUUCGCCGGUCUGGUUUACGAACAAGCCUUGGCGUCGCUAAUGACGUGAAAUUAAUUAUUAAUUAAUGGACUGGCUUAAUUUGGUGUGA
Zingiber officinale is the source of this 495-nucleotide messenger RNA. RefSeq names its product basic leucine zipper 4-like. The record is from RefSeq and is a predicted model, not a curated record. NCBI's taxonomy places the organism in Eukaryota, Viridiplantae, Streptophyta, Magnoliopsida, Zingiberales, Zingiberaceae. The coding region runs from base 42 to 455 and encodes 137 amino acids. The transcript has a single exon. Gene Ontology annotation, biological process: positive regulation of DNA-templated transcription. Gene Ontology annotation, cellular component: nucleus. Gene Ontology annotation, molecular function: DNA-binding transcription factor activity; transcription cis-regulatory region binding.